Messenger RNA from Asparagus officinalis (garden asparagus), 1020 nucleotides. RefSeq names its product putative RING-H2 finger protein ATL69. Lineage: Eukaryota; Viridiplantae; Streptophyta; Magnoliopsida; Asparagales; Asparagaceae. The transcript has a single exon. The record is from RefSeq and is a predicted model, not a curated record. The coding region runs from base 80 to 667 and encodes 195 amino acids.
UCUGAAGUUCUCUUCUUAUUUAAUCUCUCUCUCUCUCUCUGCCUCCCUCUACCUACUUUCUUUCUUCAAGUUCUUCAAGAUGGUGUCCAUGGCGAUGGCAGAAACCGUCAUCUUUGAUAUUUGGUUGGCCCUCACGUUCAUCCACUUUAUGAUGUUCAUCAAGCUCUUCAUCGAGCACUACAUACAACGUCACAAUUCUGCAGCCACUGAUCAUAUCCCUCUUGCUGCAGCCGCUGCUGCUUCUGUUUUUGUGGUAAUUGAUGUCGCCCCUCACAUCAAUCCUGCGGCUGCUGGUGCUGGUGCUGCCGUCAUGUUUGUCAUGUUGGCUGCCUUUAUCAACCUCACGGAGAAGUGCAUAAAAAUUGUGCAGCGCCAUGCUUUAGUUGUCAUUGAUGUUGAUGAUCAUCACGAUUCGGUUGUCACUGAUGUCGAGCGCCUGCUGAAGAUGGAGGAGAUUGGUUGGGUUUCUGUGGGGGUCGAGGAUGUGGAAGGAGAUCAAUCUAAGUCUUCCUGUGCGAUUUGUUUGCAGGAAUACAAUGUUAAAGAGAAGGUCAGGGUGCUGCCUAAUUGCAGUCAUAGGUUUCAUAUAAAGUGUAUUGAUCAAUGGUUGGUGAUGCAUUCGUCGUGUCCACUUUGUCGUGGUCAAAUUUGGGUGCUGCAGUACUAAUCCUUUUCAGUCUUGACAAUGGUGGAAGUGCAUAUAGAGCGCCUAAUGGUGUUACAUGACACCACUGGAUUGCCUACUUUUUUAAAAAAACUUACUUUUACAUGUAUUUAUUAUUUAGGAAAACACUAAAAUUAGGUUAGGAUACCAUUGUGGAGGAUAAUCCUAGACAUUGCUAACUUCAAUGAACUCAUAAGUUACAUGAAGACACCAUUAGAAUAAAAUCUUGGCUCUGUCAUGACUCUUGGGGAAGGGUUUUUUUUCUUUCUUUUUAAAGUGUAGUUUAUGAUUGCAAGUUAAUAUGGUAGGCUGUGCAUGUUUCAAACUUGUACAUGCAUUAGUGAAAAGAAGUUGUG